Dunckerocampus dactyliophorus (ringed pipefish) is the source of this 1468-nucleotide messenger RNA. RefSeq names its product C-type lectin domain family 4 member E-like. Lineage: Eukaryota; Metazoa; Chordata; Actinopteri; Syngnathiformes; Syngnathidae. Gene Ontology annotation, molecular function: signaling receptor activity. The coding region runs from base 166 to 996 and encodes 276 amino acids. The transcript is spliced from 7 exons. The record is from RefSeq and is a predicted model, not a curated record.
CAGUUGCAGUUUGCACACAUUUCUUCCCCAAAGUAAACUGGUUCAUUACUCAGGAUCAGAAAAGAUCCGUGCAUCAGACUCGAAUUCAAACUUUGAACCAGGAACACUUCACCGACUAAACAAACAUUUUUUUUUUAAAUCAUCUCCUCAAGUAGUGUGGCAACAAUGGACACAGAGGACGGGAAUGGUGGCUACAAAAGUCUUUUAAUGGAUGGCACCAAGCCUCGACAUUCAGGUCACGCAACACCAAAUGUUUAUGCAUUGAAAAACAGUCCUUUCAGGGCUGCUACGCUCUGCCUUGAGUUGCUGUGUGUUGUUCUGGUGACCGGGCUCAUGGGUCAAUCAGUCCAUUGCCAGGGAGUAAGUAAAGACACUCGAACUCUGACGUUGGAAAAAGCAAAUUUGCAGGCCACAUACACGACACCCAGCAACGCCACAGAUGAAUUAAUGGCUUCCUACAAUUCCACUGUGGAAGAGAAACAAGAAUGUGAAAAGACUUUAAAAAAUGUGACUGCGGAGAGAGACUUGCAGAGAAUGGUCAUCACCAACCUGACUGCUGAGGUAGAACAGCUGAGGGCUGCCAUCACCAUACUGAAGGCAAUGAAAGAUAAGACCUGUCCCAGUGGCUGGAAGAAGUUUGGGACAAGCUGCUAUUAUUCUUCUCCUACGACAACCAAGAAGACAUGGUCCCAGAGUAGAAGCGACUGUCAAGCAAAAGGCGCUGACCUGGUCAUCAUAAACAGCCAAGAGGAAAAGGAAUUUGUUAAUGGUUUGUAUUCAAGUUACAAUGAGGUCUGGCUCGGACUGACUAAUCAUGGUAUAAAGGGCCAGUGGAAGUGGGUGGAUGGAACCUCUCUGACAACAGCGUAUUGGGCUCCUGGCCAGCCCAACGGUUUUGUUGAAGACCAAGACUGUGUGGAGUUUUUCUCAUCAGAAAAGGCUGAAUGGUUCGAUGAUGAAUGUAAGGCAGGGAAAUAUUGGGUGUGUGAGAUGUAGCUAUACAUGCAGUCCAUUCAUUUAGAAAAGCUUACAUUUAAAGAGUACAGUUGUACCUCGGUUAACGUCCGCCCCGGUUAGUGCGUUUUUCGGUUACCAUCUAGUUAACAUCCAAAAUUGUUGCUAGGUGUCUGGAACAGAUGAAUUUACAUUACAUUAUUUACAUUAUUUUUAUUUACAUUAUUCAAAAUUUGCUUUGUUACAGUCCAUUUUGAUUUGAGUCAGAUGUUCUGGAACAAAUUCAUGACGUUAACCAAGGUACUGUAGUUGUUUUGGCUUGUUCAAAAGGAAAUUCUUCUACUGUCUUUUUUACAUUCUAAAUGUACUCAACAACCUGAGAAAACCUCAAACAACAGGCAUAUCGCUAAUCACCCACAGCUUUAAUCACAGGUAACAGUAGCAGUUAAUGUUGAGUUGUUGCUUUUUUUUUACCUAGAUCGUUGUGUUAAUCACGGUUGUAUACACUUACAAU